UGUGCGACAUCGACAACCAGUUCCUUGUUGCUGCUUCCAGUUCCGCCCCACGUACCAGAACACUUACCGCCUCGAGCCCAAGCGGCCGUGGGCCGAGGAGGCUGCGCUCGGGUGCCUCCGGGAGGUGAUGCACGAGAUGCUCGGCGCGGCGGAGUACGACCCCGUCAAGAGCGGCGAGCUGGCGGGGGCCGUGGCCGCGGAGGUCCGGACCAGGAUACAGGAGCUCAACUUUGACAGGUACAAAGUUGCCUGCGUUGUCAACAUUUAUGAGAAGCUGUUCCAAGGCAUUCACUCAGAGCUGGGAUACCUCUGGGAUGUGCAGCGUGACCAUUUUGCAACGUACUAUUUCAGCAAUACCCACAUCAUUGCGACUGGAACUGUUUUUGGCGUUUACUUUGAAUAGAAAUAUUCAAAAACAAUAUAGUGACUGGAAUUGUUUUGAGGGUUUACUUAGAACAGAAAAUUUCAACAUAAUAAAAAUUCAGUGUCAUUA
Frankliniella occidentalis (western flower thrips) is the source of this 493-nucleotide messenger RNA. RefSeq names its product dynein light chain Tctex-type 4-like. Lineage: Eukaryota; Metazoa; Arthropoda; Insecta; Thysanoptera; Thripidae. The record is from RefSeq and is a predicted model, not a curated record. The transcript is spliced from 2 exons. Gene Ontology annotation, cellular component: cytoplasm; cytoplasmic dynein complex. Gene Ontology annotation, molecular function: dynein intermediate chain binding. Bases 128 to 403 code for a protein of 91 amino acids. Gene Ontology annotation, biological process: microtubule-based movement.